This is a messenger RNA of Macrosiphum euphorbiae (potato aphid), 420 nucleotides long. NCBI's taxonomy places the organism in Eukaryota, Metazoa, Arthropoda, Insecta, Hemiptera, Aphididae. The record is from the annotation of a GenBank genome assembly.
AUGGUUAAUGCAAAUAAUUUGUUUGUAUUAGUUCUUAUAGCAUUUAUUUGCACCGUAAGAUCUGCUGGAAGUAUAUCAUGUUACCAAUGCAACAGUACUGACAUCAACUAUCAAUUUCAAUGUACAGAGACUAUGGACAAUAUAGGAAACCUACGCCCCACACCCUGUACAAAUCUUAACAAUGCUGCUUAUUGUGUGACACAUAUUGGCUUACACAACGGAGCACUUGAAGUUAGACGAUACUGUUCAUCUCAUAAUUUAGGAAAUUAUUGCAACUAUUUUAAACCCCCAGGCAAUGAAAAAGAAUAUAAAACAUGUAUUUAUACUUGCGCUGCUAGUGGCUGUAAUGGUCCAGGCGAACUAAAGUUAGCCAAAUAUAUAAAAAGUCUUCCUAUUUAUCGUUGGUUUAAAAAUCUAUAA